Messenger RNA from Apiotrichum porosum, 1698 nucleotides. RefSeq lists its product as uncharacterized. The coding region runs from base 1 to 1698 and encodes 565 amino acids. The transcript has 3 exons. NCBI's taxonomy places the organism in Eukaryota, Fungi, Basidiomycota, Tremellomycetes, Trichosporonales, Trichosporonaceae. The record is from RefSeq and is a predicted model, not a curated record.
AUGAUCCCACAAGCGACCUGGAUCCAUGUCGUCGCCCUCACCCUCGCCGCCCAGGGCGCUCGCGCUCAGCUCGCCAACACCAUGGUGCAAAUCAACGGCCACCCCGCAUGGGCAAGUGAGGUCGACCUCACCACCUGGGAGGCACGCGCCAUGGACGUCACGUCCAACUCGUUUUGCGCCGGCGGCACGGUGCUUGGCAACGGAACGUGGCUGAACGUGGGUGGCAACCAGGCAGUCAUUGCCAACGGUGACUCUGCUGGUGCGGCUGGAAGUGCUGCUCAGAGCGGCGACAAUGUCUACGGCGACGCCGACGGCCGUAAAGCUGUGCGUAUCCUGGACCCGGACAACAACGGCCAGUCCGAGUGGGUCGACAACUCGGUAAACUACAUGACCACCGAGCGCUGGUACCCUACGCUUGAGACGCUCGAGGACGGCACCGCCAUCAUCUUUGGCGGCUGCCAGAACGGUGGAUAUGUCAACGACGCUUCUCAGGACAACCCGACUUACGAGUACUUUCCCCCAAAGGCCAACUGGGAGCUUGUGACGCUCAACAUUCUCAAGGACACCCUGCCCCUCAACCUGUUCCCCCUUGUUUGGCUGCUGCCUUCGGGCAACAUUCUGAUCCAGGCGUACAUGCAGGCGGUCAUCUUUGACUACAAGAACAACGUCGAGUACCCCAUCGCCAACAUUCCAGACUGCGCUCGUGUCUACCCUGCCUCUGCCGCUACCACCAUGCUCGCCAUGACUCCUGCCAACAACUGGACUGCGUCGGUCAUCUUCUGCGGCGGCUCCAACUACGGCGACAGCAUCAACUGGGCGGCUCAGCAGCAACUCCCGACCUACGCAGCCAGCACAUCUUGUGUGUCCAUCAACCCGGACGUUGACGCCAACUGGUACACCGAGGACGCGCUUGACGCUGGCCGCUCCAUGGGCCAGUUUAUCAACCUCCCGGACCGCCGUCUCCUCUUCGUCAACGGUGCCGGUACCGGUACUGCUGGCUACGGAACCGACACCUGGGCCGUUGGCCACUCGUACGCCGACAACCCGCAGUACCAGUCAUACUACCUCGACAAGUCCAAGCCCGCUGGCCAGCGCUGGUCAAAGGCCGCCACGUCCAAGAUUGCGCGCAUGUACCACUCGAGUGCCGUCCUUCUCCCCGACGGCUCCGUCGCCGUCGCCGGGUCCAACCCCAACCCAGACUACAUUCCCAACAAUGGCACCUACACCUAUUUCACCGACUCGUCCAUCGAGAUCUUCUACCCAGACUACUAUGACAAGUCGCGUCCCAAGCCCAGCGGCAUGCCCUCGACCAUUACGUACGGCGGCGACUACUUCAACGUUACCCUCACCAAGGCCGACCUCGGCGGCAAGACGUUGAACAUUAACAACACCAACGCCGUCAUUAUCCGCACGGGAUUCUCCACCCACUCGAUGAACAUGGGCCAGCGCCACGUCGAGCUCAUGACCUCGUUUACCACCACCGACGACGGAGGCGCCGUCCUGCAUGUGGCCCAGAUGCCGCCCAACCCAGCCAUCCUCGUGCCCGGCCCGGCCCUCUUCUUCAUCGUCGUCGAUGGCGUCCCUUCCAACGCGUCGUGGAUCACUGUCGGCGACGGCGUCGUCGGCACCCAGACACUGCUACCCGCGAGCGCCCUCCCAGACUCGAGCAUCACAGAGGACCAGGCCAACGGCAACUGA